Molecule: messenger RNA, 1997 nt
Organism: Opisthorchis viverrini
Lineage: Eukaryota; Metazoa; Platyhelminthes; Trematoda; Opisthorchiida; Opisthorchiidae
Exons: 4
Coding region: 21-1526 (501 amino acids)
Biological process (GO): regulation of canonical Wnt signaling pathway; regulation of protein kinase activity
Cellular component (GO): plasma membrane
Molecular function (GO): cyclin-dependent protein serine/threonine kinase activator activity
Source: RefSeq, a predicted model, not a curated record
UUCAUCUGCUGGACAGGUAAAUGCAAUUCUGUGCAUUAUCCCUUCAGGUUUCUCGGUUUCAUGACAUCUGUCGAAGUUCAGGAAAACGUUCUUCCAGUAGCAUUCCUCUUAAGAAGUGGAGUUCAUGCAGCACAGUUUACAUUGGUGAUGGCUGUCUGGUUUACCCUCACCAAGAAACAACAUUAUGGAGCGUUGCGGUUGCCAUUGAAUUACUCGCCCGAAAUCCAAAGAACUUGGAAUUGUCUCGCUUAUUAGCGUCGGAUUGUAUGUAUUUUUCUCAUACACUGGCCUCUAUUCCCUCGGAUUCAAUGCGGGUUUACGAUGACGUGUACAAACUUUACGAUGAAAGAAAAUAUUCCAUUGGGUGCUCAUCCGAAAACUCGGUGGCCAUUCCUAAACCGGAUUUUAUAAACAACCCAAAGGCUUCGGAUGUCCACGGCUUCCUUCGUGGACUAUUCAGCACUGCUUUGUUGGCACCACAGUGUGCCAUUGUCGCUUUGAUCUUCCUUGAACGCCUCAUCAAUGCUGCGGAAGUCGGGUUGCUACCUUGGUCAUGGCGCCGACAGUUGCUGUCCUGUCUAAUCCUGGCCAGCAAACUACUCGAUGACCAAGCUGUGUGGAAUACGGACUAUUGUCAAGUAUUACGAGAUAUCACGGUGGAUGAUCUAAACGCACUUGAACGGCAUACACUUUCCCUACUCCAAUUCAAUGUCGAUGUCCCACCAGCCGUCUAUGCGCGUUACUACUUUGAUCUACUGUCUGUCGGUGAAGCCCGCGGUGUAGCUAACCAGCCGUCCGAACGGCGACGCUUGACUCCUGAGUUGGCCAGGCACUUACGAAUCCUACCAACUCAACCCGAAUCGACCACCGUGGACACGCGUUUGUUGUUUGAUCUACCACGUACCAAUGAGCCUCUUCACUCGUCGGGCACGGCAGCAGCCAAGUUGGAGUCAAACACUCUGAAAAAGGCCUCGCUGACUAUCGAUCGACAACAACAGGUGCCAGUGAGUAGUUUGGAUGUCAAACCGUUGGAAUUUCGACCCCAGCCUUCAGACCCCUAUGUUUCCAUUCCGGUCGCACCCCAUUUGUCCUCCUCCACAUCUAGUCAGCUUCAUUCCCCCCCUGACUGGACUCCCGGACUGUCUACCGACCCGCUAACCGAUAAUGAACCACUCGCACUUGAUGACGAAACCGAAUUUAUCAACGGUCUUACUCUUUCCUCACUUUUGACGUCUGUGCCUCGUUUCCCCGCGUCACCGAACGAUGGCGUAUGUGAUACCGCUCCUUCAAGUCACUCCACCUUCAGUCCCCAAUCUAUUCCCCAUGUACAGCUGAAUCCGACCACACAUCCUCGAAACACAAACACUGUGCCCGGCCAGAGGUUCGCCACUCAUUGUGGCGCGCCAACGGAUACUUCCACUACGACAAUAUACAACCCGGUUGGUAAUAACGGGACUGGAUUCAUCCGCUCAAUCAUGGGUGGUGAGGUUGCCUACUCGCUUCUCAGAGAUGCUGGGAUGUACUAGGCGACUGGGACUGAGUAUUAACUCGUUUCCUUCGGUCACUGCAUUUGUGAUGCCAGUUGUAUUGUUACUUCUUGUCCUCCAGUUUGAACAAGUUUUUCACCUAUAUAUAUCCUAGUGAUUCCUGCUUUUAAUUCCCACCCCACUCACCUACUCGAUCCCCACUCACUUUGAUCUAGUCCCAUUGAUUAGUGCACACAUUGUCGGUUGGCCUGCAUUUACUCUACAUCCGAAACUUCGUUUUAUUUUUUAUUUUUCACACCACCGAUUAGUAGCCGCCACUCCGAUUCCAUCUGUCUGCUUGUGUAUGUCUUCCAUUUGUACAAGGCCAUGUGACAUUUUACUUCUUUUUUAUUUUUGCUUUUGGCAAACAAUCAAUUAACUUUCAAUCAGUUUUCUCAUUACCAUAUGAACUAAUACAACGAAUGAAAUUCAUCUUAGCAUGUGUCGUCUAGAGACUUUGUCAGGACUGCG